Messenger RNA from Mucor mucedo, 612 nucleotides. RefSeq lists its product as uncharacterized. NCBI's taxonomy places the organism in Eukaryota, Fungi, Mucoromycota, Mucoromycetes, Mucorales, Mucoraceae. The transcript has 7 exons. The coding region runs from base 1 to 612 and encodes 203 amino acids. The record is from RefSeq and is a predicted model, not a curated record.
AUGUCUGAAAAUCUGCGUAAUGUCAAUGCAAUUAUGUACUGCAAUGGCGUUGUCUCUUAUGCUCUCCAGAAAAAUAAUCUUUGUUUUCAUUCUUUACAAUUUCUCAAUGGCGACAUGGGGGCAGAAAUUUCAGGAAUCACGCUCUAUACGUCCCAAUGGGAAUCACGCCUCCUAUGUCUGGAUCUUGCUUUAUUACUGAUUGAAGUUUGUACUGCACUUCGACAUCAAGUCAAGCAUGAGCGGUUAUCACUCUUUAUGAACAACCGCAAAUGUGUCGAAGCUUGCUUCCUCCUGAAUGGAGUGCGCUAUGCAAUUGCCGUUACGUGUCUGAAACUUUUUUCAAAUUGGUGCCAUGAAAUUGGAUCAUCAAAAGCUGGCGCUAUUGUUUGGGAAGUAAACAAGUAUGACUGCAUUUUGCUUCAGAAUUUCGUUUACGAAGAUGAAUACACUUCAUUACUUCGUACCUAUAGAAAGGACACAACCUCAAAAGCAUUACGAAGAAAAAACAAGAUGUGUAUCCUGGUUUUGGAGGGUGUUCUACAGGAAACAUUUGGUGGAGGAGAUUCUAAUAGCAGCCAGGAAAACGUAAUGGUGAUUGCUGUUGGUAUUUAG